Messenger RNA from Chrysemys picta bellii (western painted turtle), 1139 nucleotides. RefSeq names its product mitochondrial ribosomal protein S18B (gene MRPS18B). Gene Ontology annotation, molecular function: structural constituent of ribosome. NCBI's taxonomy places the organism in Eukaryota, Metazoa, Chordata, Testudines, Emydidae. Gene Ontology annotation, cellular component: ribosome; mitochondrion. The record is from RefSeq and is a predicted model, not a curated record. Gene Ontology annotation, biological process: mitochondrial translation.
AAUGAAAACUAUUAAUCCUUACAACAUUUCUUACGAGCCCACGAGGUAGCGAGUUAUCGAGUCAGGUGUGGCGUUAAAAAAAAUAAACUAACAAGUAAAGGCGUGACCGCACCAACGCGGUGGUCACGUGGAAGAAGAUGGCUGCUGCCAAGGGAGCUUUGAUUUGUUAGUCACCACGCAUGCGCACAGAUCACCGUACCGCAAGAUGGCGGCUUCCAGGGGCACCAUGUUACUGCGAAGGGCCGCGGGAAGCCUGCCUGGGCUGGCUCUGCUCCCGAGGCUCUUCUGGGCCCAGGCUGCUCCUGCUGCCUCGCUCCUGCGGCUCCAGCGCCCGCUGCUCCGGGUGUUCAGCACAGAGACGGACCCAGUCGCCUCAGCAGAGCCAGUCGCCUUUGACACCGAAUCGCGCUUUAAGGAGAAACCCUGGGAGUAUCUAGAGACGGAAGAGUACAUCGAGAGAUAUGGCGACAAGCCCGUCUGGUUCGGCUAUCGACGUAACCACAAGGGAUCCAUCCCCCCUCAGAAGACCCGCAAGACCUGCAUAAGAGGAAAGACGACUGCGGGGAACCCCUGCCCCAUCUGCCGAGACAAGAAACUCCACGUGGACUACAGGAACGUGAAGCUCCUGGAGCAGUUUGUCUGCUCCCACACGGGUGUCACCUUCCAUCCCACCCGCACAGGCGUCUGCAUGAAGCAGCAUAAACGCUUGACCCAGGCGAUUGACCAAGCUCGUGACCAUGGGCUCUUGAGCUUCCGCAUCCCCUUGGUGACGCUGCAGGGAGAGGACUACAGCAACCAGCACCAGGCUGUGACCAAGACGCCCCCCGCCCCCUCCCUGCAGAGCCAGGCACCUUGGUACCCCUGGUACGAGUGGCAGCAGCCGCCCGAAAAGGACAUUGCCAGGAUCCGCAGGAUAUACAAGAACUAUCUGAAGGAGGAGACUGGCCCGGCAUGAGGGCCCAGGGCAGGACUGGAUGGAGUGUCCUGGGGCAUGGGCCACUCCUGGGGGAGCUUGGGCCUUCGGCCUCACCUGACGAGCCAGCCCUAGUCCCCACCCCUGCAGGGAUAGCGCUGGAGCUGCCCAGCUCCCGGCCAUGACUUGUCCAAGCCUUCAGUGGGGAAUAAACUGGAAGCUGCCA